AAUCACAGACAUAACACUAACCAAAUCUGACGAAUAUCGACUGAUAUGAAACAUCAUUUCCGAGUCUGAUCUGUUCUGACAGGAAGAAGGGCUUAAGGUUUAAUUUUUUUUUAAAUCCAAAGUGCGAACAUGUUGUCCAGGGCCAUCUUAUCAGGCCAAAACUCUAGAGCGCUCCUUGCGUUUUCAUCAAGAGCUACAUCAACCUCAGUUACUAAUAGUACAUUAGCGAAGGUAGAUGAAAACAAACCAGCUGAAAAUAUUAGACUGGUAAGACAGGAACCAGGUAAAGUUCGUUGCGGGUUCAUUCCUGACGAAUGGUUUCAAUUUUUCUACAAAAAAACUGGUGUUACUGGACCCUAUACAUUUGUCUUUACUCUGUCAACUUACCUUGUAAGCAAAGAAAUUUAUGUUAUGGAUCAUGAUUUUUAUAAUGGAUUAGGAUUGUUGGUUAUGUGGAUCUAUGGCAUCAAAAAGUUUGGACCCAAGGUUGCUGAAUACUUAGAUAAAGAAGUUGAUUCAUAUGAAAAGAAUUGGAACCAAAGCCGCAUAGAUGAGAAGGAUGCUCUGCAAGGUGGAAUUGAUAACGAACAAAAGGCACAGUGGAGCAUGGAAGGUCAGAACCUUCUCAUAGAAGCCAAGAGAGAGAAUGUUGGUCUUCAAUUGGAAGCUACUUACAGACAAAGAUUAAUUGAUGCUUACAGCGAAGUUAAGAAACGUCUGGAUUACCAAGUUGAAAAAAAUAAUUCUGAGAAAAGAAUAAGCCAAAAGAAUCUUGUUGAAUAUGUUGUUGCUCGAGUGAAAGCCUCCAUCACUGCAGAUCAAGAAAAACAAAACCUGAAUAAGUGUAUUUCAGAUUUAGCUGCAUUAGCCAAAGCCUAAAAUAUAUUUCUUUGCAAUUCUAGAUGUAACAUCUUGUAUGUAAAUUAAAUUUCAAAUCAUCAAUAAUACAGAUAUGAAUAUUGCAUGUGCAUUAAAUUCAUUAAAUUCUUUUUGUUUAAUA
Molecule: messenger RNA, 1000 nt
Organism: Cylas formicarius (sweet potato weevil)
Lineage: Eukaryota; Metazoa; Arthropoda; Insecta; Coleoptera; Brentidae
Gene: ATPsynB
Product: ATP synthase subunit b, mitochondrial
Exons: 5
Coding region: 130-879 (249 amino acids)
Biological process (GO): proton motive force-driven ATP synthesis
Molecular function (GO): proton transmembrane transporter activity
Source: RefSeq, a predicted model, not a curated record